AUGAAUACCUUUUCUAUAAAAACACCCAAAACUCCUCCCUUAGGGGAACAAUUGGACAGGCCUGACGGAGAGCCUUCAUUGACCUCCAAAUCGCCUUGCUCCAAAAUUUCGGAGAGUCUCUCGGCUAUGUCUGUGGGGGGCACUAGUGCUGAACCACAAACAGAGUCGACAAAGACCCCGAAGGACACAAAGCGUGCCAGGCUUUGUGGUGCGGCCAGGAAGAGGUUCCGGAGGCUGAUUGCAGCGGAACUUGGUGCUGAACAAGCCCUUGCUCUCUGCAGGAAGCCCUGGGAUCAAAUUCCGGUCGACAAUCCUCCUCCCGAUCCAAAGGCGAAAAAACGCCUACGUUCGGAGGAAGAAUCCCCGCGGGAACAGCCGAAGAAAACCUCUAGGCUGGACGUCACGGCAACCCCCCUCCCUAAGGUACAAUACAGCGUUGUAGCUGGCGCCGUGCGAGUGGGUGUCCGAAAUUCGGCCCCCAUGAGCGAGGACCAGAUGCGACUGCUGCAUGACGCCCUUCUCGAGUCCAUCGCCAAGAUGGCCGGGAAGAAGGGAGUCCCGCGACCAAGAUUUGCUGGUUUCUCCUACAAGACGGGGUGGGUCCUGGUUAACUGUGAGAACCAGGAAAGCCAUGACUGGCUUGUAGGAGAGAUCAGGCAAAUCAAACCGUGGCCUGAGGCGGAACUCUCGACCAUACCCGAGAGCGAACUGCCUAGGCCACAGGUGGGGACCACUUUCAUACCCAUCAGCGAGGCGGCAACGGUCGAAAAGGCUUUGCCGCUGCUGGAGGCGCAGAAUGAUGGUCUCAACCCGGGGCUAUGGCGAGUUCUCCAUAAGCGGGCCGAGGCGGGAGGGACUGUGGUGACCUUCUCGUUGGACGAUCCGUCGGCGGAGACUCUCCGUGCAAAUAACGGCAGAGCUGGCCUUGGCUUUAAAUAUGUAAUAUUUAAUGUCAGGGGGGGCUCUGCCGCGGAACAGCCCAACGUGGAAACACCUAGGCCGUCGACUUCUGCUGGAGUGCAAGAGGCAACGAGGAGCCCUGCGGGGACCUCGCGCCAAAGGCCUCCGCUGAGGUCGACCAAAGGCCGGGGUGGAGCCACGAGGGGCGGCACAAGUCGUAGGGGGGUAAGAGGAGGCGGAGGGAAUAGAGGACGUCCACGUCCCCUACCCAAGAAGCCUCACACACCCGCCCUACGCUAAGCCAAUGGCUCCCUACAACAGCAGAGCGAGGAUCUUGCAGGGUAACCUCCAUCAUGCAGCAGCUGCGACUGCGGUGGUGGAGUGUUGCUUUGCCAAACAGAACAUAGACCUCGCUCUGAUCCAAGAACCUUGGAUAUCCAACGGCAACAUCCAGGGGCUAGGGGCCGCCGAGCUUUGCAAUGACGACCUGGUCGCAGGAUACAUCAAUCUCCAAGGGUGGAGUGGGGCUAGAGUAAUCGUCUGCUCAGCCUACCUCCCCGGUGAUAAGCCCAAUCCCACAGAAGACCUGGUGAACGUUGUGGCCUACGCACAAAGACACAACGCCGACCUGCUUGUGGGAUGCGAUGCCAAUGCCCACCACACCUCGUGGGGGAGCACCGACAUCAACAAAAGAGGUGAGUUACUUUAUGACUUCCUUCUAUCUAACAAUCUGCAUACACUUAACCUAGGAUGCACACCGACCUUUGUAACGUGUAACAGACAAGAAGUUCUUGACAUAACUUUCGCAACGAAUGCCUUAGCCAGGCACGUCAUCGACUGGCAGGUAAGUAAUGAAAACUCUAUGUCAGAUCACCGACACAUUCGAUUUAACCUGGAAGCAUCGCUGCCAAGGCGAAUCGAAACCUACAGGGAUCCAAGGGCUAC
Molecule: messenger RNA, 1845 nt
Organism: Ostrinia nubilalis (European corn borer)
Lineage: Eukaryota; Metazoa; Arthropoda; Insecta; Lepidoptera; Crambidae
Exons: 2
Coding region: 1-1200 (399 amino acids)
Source: RefSeq, a predicted model, not a curated record